CUUUGAUCGCAACCACAAUCACCAGCAGAGUGUCGACAGCGAUGGGUAUCAAGAGAAGGACCGGUGCGACCAAAUCGCCGCCAAUACUGUCCCACGAGUUUGUGAUCGCAAAUCAUGCGGACAUUGUCUCAUGUGUUGCAAUGGUGUUUGUCCUGUGCCUACUGUUUCAGACGACUGCACCGAUUGCAACAAUGUUUGUCGCACUACAACACAAUAUCACUGAUGUGUUCACAUCGGAAGUGGUUCAAUACACGUAUGGCCUCAAAGAUCUUUGUAUUGUAUUCUUCUACUUCUUGAUCUCGAUUGUGAUGCACGCCGUAAUCCAGGAGUACCUCUUGGAUAAAGUGAAUCGUAAGCUUCAUCUAUCAAAGAUCAAGCACUCGAAGUUCAACGAAAGCGGCCAACUCUUGCUCUUCUUUAUUAUAUCUAUUGUCUGGGCGUCAGAGAUCUUGCGUCGCGAGGGUUAUCUCUACUCCAUCAGCAAACUGUGGAGCGAUUAUCCUCACCAGGAGAUGACCUAUUUGUUUAAGUUUUACUUCAUUAUACAGAUCAGCUAUUGGCUGCACGCUUAUCCGGAACUGUAUUUCCAGAAAGUAAAACGCGACGAAAUGGGCGCCCGUAUCACAUACGCCACAUUGUAUCUCAUAUUCUUCACUGCCGCUUAUCUCCUAAAUUUCACUCGUGUAGCCAUUUGUCUGUCAAUACUUCACUAUACAGUGGAAGCGUUGUUUCAUUUGUCUCGAUUGUUAUAUUUUGCCGAUAAAUUGCAAGUCGUUAACUACAGUUUUAAACUCUGGAAUGUAUUGUUUGUUUUAAUACGUUUGGGAUCCAUAACCCUAUCGGUGCUAACCUUUUGGUACGGAUUGGCUACACACCAGACCACACAAUUAAAUUUAACUGAAGGCAACUUUAAUACACAAAUUAUUAGAAUCAACUGUUUGGCGGCCAUUUGUCUGUUGCAGGCGUGGAUGAUGUGGAACUUUAUUAACUUUCAUUUACGACGAAUGCGCGAAAAGGCUGCCGAAGCGGCCGCUCUACGCAAAAAGGGUUCGUCAGGUCUUCGCAAGAAACCGAAGAAAACGGUUGAAGAUGUGAGCGAACUACCAGAAGUGGACCAAAACACGAAAAAAGGAUUAACUCAUCGGUCGGCGGCCGCCAAGGCAUCGCCGAAAGCCAAAUAGAUUCACUCGACUACGCUUCCAAAGUACUGACCACUUGUGCGAACUUGUGAUCAAUCGGUCAAUUGGGAUGUCUUCUGUUUUUUGUUGGGUUUUACAUUAAUUACAUUUUGUUGAUUUGAUUUGUUGUGAUUGUGAUCACUUAAAUUAGGAUUUAAUUUAAAAAAGUUAUUUAUUGAUAAAAAUUAUUUAUCAAUUUAUAUACAAGCAUUUAAUAAUACAAUUUAUUAAUAAAUCCUAUUUUAAACCGAUCCUAUCAUAAGCAACGAACUGUUCCCAAAUU
Oppia nitens is the source of this 1461-nucleotide messenger RNA. RefSeq names its product translocating chain-associated membrane protein 1-like (gene TRAM). Gene Ontology annotation, biological process: SRP-dependent cotranslational protein targeting to membrane, translocation; protein insertion into ER membrane. The transcript is spliced from 6 exons. The record is from RefSeq and is a predicted model, not a curated record. NCBI's taxonomy places the organism in Eukaryota, Metazoa, Arthropoda, Arachnida, Sarcoptiformes, Oppiidae. Bases 42 to 1181 code for a protein of 379 amino acids. Gene Ontology annotation, cellular component: endoplasmic reticulum membrane.